AUGGUCGACUCACAGCCCACCCUCAACGAGCUCGCCGCCAAGAUCACUGAGCUGGCGGCAGCCUUUACUAACCAGCUUCAAGCAAACAAUAUCCCGCAGGCGACCUUCGCCGCCGACAGCGUAUCUAGCUAUGAGGGUAUCACCGGUGAGAUGUUCAUCACUCGUCAGACGCUCAACGAUGCGUUGAACGACAUGUAUAUUCUUUCCCAGGGCCCUAUGGAGAGUGUCUACAACUACGUCCACAACGCCAUUCCCGACGCCUCGUGUCUCAAUGUGCUGAACCACUUUGACUUCUGGGCGGCGGUACCGAUCGACGACUCGGCCUCGUACGUUGAAAUCGCGGAGCGCACGAAACUGCCGCUGGAUGUGGCGUACCGCGUGUUGCAGCACGCCUUCACGCUAUGCUUUUUCGCUGAGACGGAGCCAGGGCGCGCGACAUCCCGCGUGCAGCACACGUCGCGGUCCGCGGCGCUGGCGCGGAAGCCGGGUCUUAAGGCUCUCGUGCACUCAGUGCUAGACACGUCGAGCGCGCCGCUGCUCCUGCUGAACGAGGCUCUCGAGCGCUACAGUGCCGGUAAGCCCGCCCUGACGGACAAGAUGGAGGAGACGGCCUUUGCACUGUUGCACCAAGGCGGCCAGUUCGGCGGCCGCCACGCCAACUCGUGGGAUUUUCUCGAGAACCAUGGUGAGGGCGAGCGGCGCGGCUGGCGCCAGAAAUAUUUUGUCGACUUCAUGACCUUCAUGAAGGACAUUUUCCGCGUCGAGGGCAUUGUGCUGAAUGCCACGGACUGGAAGGCGGCCGGCAAGGCCAAGGUCGUCGACGUCGGCGGAUCAGCCGGUAACGAUGCAUUUAACCUAGCGCGCAACUUCCCCGACCUGACGUUCGUGGUUGAGGACAUGCCCAAGGUGAAGCCCAUCUUCGAGGCGAACCUCCCGGCCGAGCUCGCGGACCGCGUGUCAUAUGUCGAGCACGACAUCCUCCAGCCGCAGCCGGUCGAGGCCGACAUCUACAUUCUCAAGUUGAUCAUGCACGACUAUCCGGACGCUGUAGCGUCGCAGCUUUUGCGCAACCUGGUGCCCAAGCUCCGGCCGGGCAACCGCGUUCUUGUGAUCGAGUACAUCGGCAAGGUCGACGAGGGCGCGACGAGCGACCCGAAAUAUGAGGAGGAGGAAAAGAAGGUGGGCCCGCCGCUGCCGCGGUCCGUCCAGCAGAUGGGCACGGCCACCGACCUCCGCAUGAUGGCCCUCUUCAACGCUAAGGAGCGCCCAGUCGAGGCGUACAGGAGCAUCGUCAAGAACGCAGACGAGCGUUUCGAGGUGAUCAAGGUCGAUGCUGACCCCCUGACGUUCUUUGCGACGAUUGAGAUUGUGUGGCGUGGCUGA
Messenger RNA from Colletotrichum graminicola M1.001, 1383 nucleotides. RefSeq names its product O-methyltransferase. The coding region runs from base 1 to 1383 and encodes 460 amino acids. The transcript is spliced from 3 exons. The record is from RefSeq and is a predicted model, not a curated record. Gene Ontology annotation, molecular function: O-methyltransferase activity. Lineage: Eukaryota; Fungi; Ascomycota; Sordariomycetes; Glomerellales; Glomerellaceae.